Molecule: messenger RNA, 1966 nt
Organism: Lagenorhynchus albirostris (white-beaked dolphin)
Lineage: Eukaryota; Metazoa; Chordata; Mammalia; Artiodactyla; Delphinidae
Gene: NOVA2
Product: NOVA alternative splicing regulator 2
Exons: 6
Coding region: 61-1614 (517 amino acids)
Biological process (GO): mRNA splicing, via spliceosome; regulation of alternative mRNA splicing, via spliceosome
Cellular component (GO): nucleus; cytoplasm
Molecular function (GO): mRNA binding
Source: RefSeq, a predicted model, not a curated record
CCGCCGCCGCCGCCGCCGCAGCCGCCGCAGCAGCAGCAGCCGCCGCCCCAGGCCCCCCCCAUGGAGCCCGAGGCCCCGGAUUCCCGCAAAAGGCCCCUCGAAACGCCCCCCGAGGUGGUCUGCACCAAGCGCAGCAACACGGGAGAGGAAGGCGAAUACUUCCUGAAGGUGCUGAUCCCCAGCUACGCGGCGGGCUCCAUCAUUGGCAAGGGCGGGCAGACCAUCGUGCAGCUGCAGAAGGAGACGGGAGCUACCAUCAAGCUCUCCAAGUCCAAAGACUUCUAUCCGGGAACCACAGAGCGAGUAUGCCUGGUACAGGGUACAGCAGAGGCCUUGAAUGCUGUGCACAGCUUUAUUGCCGAGAAGGUCCGAGAAAUCCCGCAAGCGAUGACCAAGCCCGAGGUGGUCAAUAUCCUUCAACCCCAAACCACAAUGAAUCCUGACAGAGCCAAGCAGGUUAUACCUACCUCCCCACGCACCGCAACGAAGAGUAGCCCCCGCUCGUCACUCUCCCUCUGGCUCCCCACGCAGGCCAAGCUGAUCGUCCCCAACAGCACGGCGGGCCUGAUCAUCGGCAAGGGGGGCGCGACAGUGAAAGCCGUGAUGGAACAGUCGGGUGCUUGGGUGCAGCUGUCCCAGAAGCCGGAGGGCAUCAACCUGCAGGAGCGCGUGGUGACGGUCAGCGGCGAACCGGAGCAGGUGCACAAGGCCGUGAGCGCCAUCGUGCAGAAGGUACAGGAAGAUCCCCAGAGCAGCAGCUGCCUGAAUAUCAGCUACGCCAACGUGGCUGGCCCUGUGGCCAACUCCAACCCCACCGGCUCGCCAUACGCCAGCCCCGCGGAUGUGCUGCCCGCCGCUGCCGCCGCCUCGGCCGCUGCCGCCUCUGGCCUGCUGGGCCCGGCGGGGUUGGCGGGCGUGGGAGCCUUUCCUGCCGCCCUGCCUGCCUUCUCAGGCACCGACCUGCUGGCCAUCAGCACGGCGCUUAACACGCUGGCCAGUUACGGCUACAACACCAACUCCCUCGGCCUGGGCCUCAACUCGGCCGCAGCCUCUGGGGUCCUGGCCGCCGUGGCCGCCGGUGCCAACCCUGCCGCCGCCGCCGCCGCCAAUCUCCUGGCAUCCUACGCCGGGGAAGCAGGGGCCGGGCCAGCGGGCGGAGCUGCUCCACCCCCACCCCCGCCACCUGGAGCCCUGGGGUCCUUCGCCUUGGCCGCGGCCGCCAACGGCUACCUCGGGGCCGGGGCGGGCGGCGGGGCGGGCGGAGGGGGUGGCCCGCUUGUGGCCGCUGCAGCCGCAGCGGGGGCGGCUGGGGGCUUCCUGACGGCGGAGAAGUUGGCGGCUGAGAGCGCCAAGGAGCUGGUGGAGAUUGCGGUGCCUGAGAACCUGGUGGGAGCCAUCCUGGGCAAGGGGGGCAAGACGUUGGUGGAGUACCAGGAGCUGACAGGCGCCCGCAUCCAGAUCUCCAAGAAGGGAGAGUUCCUGCCAGGCACGCGGAACCGGCGGGUCACCAUCACCGGCAGCCCCGCGGCCACGCAAGCCGCUCAAUACCUCAUCAGCCAGCGGGUCACCUACGAGCAGGGAGUGAGGGCCUCAAACCCCCAGAAAGUGGGAUGAGGCCUGUGGUGUGUGCUCCCACCCGGCUCCCUGUCCCUCCUUUUCCUCCCCCUCCUCCUCCCCCCUCCCCCUCCUCUGCCCCCCAACUCCUGACCUCAGCUCGGUAGAGUCCUGCUCCUCUUGGGAUGGGGCUGGGGUAGGCCUGACUGCACCCUCCCUUUCUGGUAGUCAUAGGCAGGAUUGAGUGAUGGCUGGGGAUGGGGCCCAGAAGCUCCCUCCCCAGCCCUGAACUGACCCCUUCUUCCUUCCUCCCUAUGCUUGACUGGGCCUGACCCUCCUCUCCCAGGGCCCAGGUCUGUGUGAUAUCUGUAUAUAUUGCAUUUUGUUGAUUUUAAUAGAAAACAAAGCGUUA